This is a messenger RNA of Helicoverpa armigera (cotton bollworm), 1669 nucleotides long. RefSeq names its product copper chaperone for superoxide dismutase (gene Ccs). NCBI's taxonomy places the organism in Eukaryota, Metazoa, Arthropoda, Insecta, Lepidoptera, Noctuidae. Gene Ontology annotation, biological process: superoxide metabolic process. The transcript has 6 exons. The record is from RefSeq and is a predicted model, not a curated record. Gene Ontology annotation, molecular function: superoxide dismutase copper chaperone activity; copper ion binding. The coding region runs from base 154 to 975 and encodes 273 amino acids.
UGUGCGAAAAAUUAAUGGAACGCGUUAUCUGUCAAUCACAUGUCGAUUUGUUUUCUUUUAAUUUCGAGAAAAAUACCGCAAGAAAAGUGAAUUGCUACUGAAUUUUCUGGAAAAAUAACAAUUUACUUAAGUUUUGUUGUUUUAAAAAUAACUAUGUUGACCUCCAAGCUAGAAGUCCUAGUAGACUUUGGUCCUACAGUAGACGAUGCCAUCCUCAAUAAGACCCUCAAUGAGCUCAAAUCACAAGAUGGAGUGAAGGAAGCAGUCUUCAAAGACGGAGCUAUACUUGUGGAGACUAGUCUACCAAGUACAGAUGUGCUUGAUAUGGUGAAGAAGACCUCGGGGAAGAGAGCUGUGUUGCAGGGGUUUGGAGAAACACAAUCAGCCGUAGCCAUGGUCUCCUCCCAGUCCUGCUGCGGCAGUCAAGUGCUAGGAGUGAUUCGGUUCCAGCAGGCGGCAGCAGGGCCGCUGCUAGCUGACGGCAGUAUCGAUGGGCUGGCUACAGGCCCGCACGCCCUGCAUGUGCAUAGCAGCGGUGAUCUCACGCAGGGCUGCGAUUCACUAGGAGAACACUACAACCCUACCGGAGCCCCGCAUGGUGGUCCAAAUGAUCCCAGCGACCGUCGCCACGCUGGAGACCUCGGUAACAUAGUCGCUGAUGAAACUGGGAGAGCUACGUUCAGGAUUAUUGAUGAAGUUUUGAAGGUGUCAGACAUAAUAGGUCGUUCAGUAGCCGUCACAGAAAGGAGAGAUGACCUCGGCCGCGGCAGUUCUCCCACAUCUAAGAUAGACGGCGAUAGUGGGAAACCGGUUGCAUGCGGCAUAAUAGCACGUUCAGCGGGCAUUUUCCAAAAUCCCAAACGCAUAUGCGCGUGCGACGGUGUAGUAGUAUGGGACGAGAAGGAUCGCCCUCUAGCGGGGAAAGGGAGAAGAACUGAAGAAAAAACGGAGAAGAAAUGUUGUAGUAAUCAUUAGUUAUAUGGAGAAUGUAAAAUUUUUGUUGUAAAGCUUGUAUAGACAUACAAUUUUUCAAUCGAAAAUUGUUAAGAGAAGUUGAUGUCAUUGAAAAGGUGUGUUUCGGAAGGCACGUUAAAUUGGUGGGUCCCGGCUGUGAUUUGAACAUCUUUUUGGCAGUCGUUUUUAUAUUAUGCAUGUCCAUUUUGUAUAUUUUAUUAAUUUAUAUAAAUUCCAAAUAAGUACAAUUCAUACAAUGUUGUAUGUACUAUGUAGAGAUGCACAUAAAAUAAAAGUUUUUAAAUAAAAUUAUGUUAUAUUUUUUAAUAAAUACAAGUAGGAUUUAAAAAAAUAUAUUUUUUCUAUACUCCAUUUGAAUAGGCACUCAAAAAAAGAAAUACUUAUAUGAAGUUUAGUUUUAAAACUCAGUUUGAAAAAAUAUAAUAAGGCUAAAAAUCAAUGUAAUUGAGAUAUUAUUUUAAACUGUACAUAGUUUAUCUGUUUAGAACGUAUUUGUGUAAAAAGUCCUAUCAAGAUUGUUUACCUUUAGUUAACAAAUGGAGUAGUGUUAAAACAAGCUCUACUUUUUAUGUAGGAUAAAGCAUUUUAUGUAUGGGGUAAAUUAGUUUUUAACCGACUUCCCAAAAGGAAGUUUCAAUUCGCAUGUUUGUAUUUUUUGUCUAUUUAUUUAAUAAAUUGUUUUUUUUUUUUUUAU